This is a messenger RNA of Myzus persicae (green peach aphid), 4387 nucleotides long. RefSeq lists its product as uncharacterized. The coding region runs from base 708 to 2900 and encodes 730 amino acids. The transcript has 4 exons. Gene Ontology annotation, biological process: cilium organization. The record is from RefSeq and is a predicted model, not a curated record. Lineage: Eukaryota; Metazoa; Arthropoda; Insecta; Hemiptera; Aphididae. Gene Ontology annotation, cellular component: ciliary basal body.
UUCAGAAUGUAAAAUGUAUUUUAAAGUUGGGUGAUUUAAAUGCAUAACCCGAAAUAAUAUUUAUUGUAAUUGAAUAUGUAUAACGUAUACGAGGAACAAAUAAUGUGAGCGUGUGUGUGUAUGCGCACUAUCGAUUUCCGAGUUUUUUCAUAUUAUAACUUCUGUGAAUAAUUUAACAUCUCACUCCUCUAGAACGUGAUGAUGAUGAUGAUUCCGAUUAUAACACUGCAGAUACUAAUGUUAUAUUGAUGACGUGUGCGUGUGUGUGUGUCUACAGGGAGGAGGUUUCACUAUGUAUAUAGAUGUGUAUAUUUUUUACUUCGGAUAUUGACGACGACACGUCGACACGUUUUCGGCGUUCCGCCAACUCCCCUGGGAAGACAGCCACCGGCCGGACACGUGCCGAACAACAACAACUACUGUUUUUAUUGGAUGAUAAAAUAUGUAUAACACGUUAGUCGGGAUGACUUGAUUCCGCGUUAUAGUCGUUAACCGUUGCAAUACCAAUAACAAUAACCACAAUUGUCAUAUUAUAAUCAUUAUAUAAUAUAAUAUACUAUGAAUAUGUACCAAAAAUAAUUUAUAAUUUACAUAAUUUUAUAUUGUAUAAAGUUGACAUUUAUAUUAUAUUCAGUUUUAACAAAAAAUCUUAUAGCCAAACCUUCAGACGUAUACAUUAAUAUAAGUGGCUCAAAAUAAGUGGAGGGAUGCCUUUCAUAAUUUAUAUAGUUCUCAUACUUGGCUUAAAUAGUCGUACACCAUGUGGAGGGGAGUUCGACAAAGCGUAUCAACCGACGAGAUUGGGAAAUUGGGAAGUCCCGAAAUGGCAUCUAAACCGUCCAAAAGGUCGUUCGACCGUCACAAAAGUCAUUGCUAACGACAGAGGACAUUUGCUGCCCGGGGUACAAAAAACCGAUCAGAAACACUGGGCCGGACUCUACUUGGGCACGUAUCAGUUGCCGAAACGCAUCUCAAAAGAAAUCGCUACAGAACUGUCUGGUCCGAAGUGUCAGACGUGGAUGAAACGUUCGUAUCACCACCCGUUCAUCGACCGUAGCCAACGAAACAAGACCGAGAACGGCGAGAACAAUAAUAAACUGGAGCUAAUUAAUGUCAAUAAAGAACAACGAAAUAUAGCCAACGAAGAAACCGACAGAGAUUCAAUUAAGUCCGUCAAGUCUGCGGUAUCGGACAUGCCAGCGCCGAACGUCUCCAGGAUCGAGGCGGUCAGGAAUUGCGCAUCGGCGGACGGCCGUGGACCUUUGAAUUCGACAGCUGACGACGACAAUGACGACUGCGACAGCGGCGGCACUCGUAAGACAAGACAACGCGGAGUAGUCAACGGCAGCGGCGCGAAAACACCGUCCAGCCCCGCGUUGAGCCGAAUAAGCGCGAGCUGUGGCCACCUGCAGGUCGCGGGCACAGAAGACGAUGACGGCGAGCGGCCGCCGUUGGGCGGUAACGAACAGCCGACUGGGCGCCGGUACGGGGACGCGCAGAGACACCACGGGCUGCCGGACGCCAUCGAGGACGCGGUGUACCGGUCGCUGCAGACAAAGCGGCACAAACAUCCGGGACUGGGACUGAACGGCUGCUGGCCCAAGUGUUCCGCGGUGGCGUACAAGUCGUUCAACGACCCGGGCCCAACGCAGUGCAGCAAGCUCCGAGUGUACAGGCCAAAGACGUCAUCGUCGUCAUCGCCACCUCCGUCGUCAGCCGAUGGCGGGGACGGCGAGAAAAAAGACCCAGCCCGGAGGCGUAACAAAAAUUUGUCACGGCCCAAGACGUGCGGACCCGUCAUGACGGCCCAACAGUUGACUGACAUCAAGCUGGCCCUGUGCUGGGACCUGGACGCGCCAUUCGACAGGAACCGGCCACCACGACCGCCUGACGAGCCGGCCGUGUUCCACAAGGUUCGGCAGCAACUACAAAUGCAACAGCAGCUGCAGCAGCCAUGCGCGGGGGAACCCUCGACGGGCAAACCGCAAAAUUCAUCAGCCGUCAUGGGCUUUGUUCGGACGGUCGGAAACUGUAACGUCGACGGUGACGGUGACGGCGAAGUGGUGCCGGAAGCGCGACGGACACAGACCCGCGAGUGUCUGAUGAAAAAUCGCAAUCUGUCUGCCGUCAUGGAACUGAUACCAAGCAAAGACCGCGAGGGUAGCCGUAGACCCGCGGCCACAGCGACAGUGGCUGACGGCGAUGUCUCCGCAGCCGCGGACCGACCUGCUCUCCCGAACAAACCUUCGUCGUCGUCGUCGUCGUCGUCAUCGUCCGCCCGUCGCGGCAAAAAUGGUUCGGACGUCAAUGGCCGCAACGACGACGUCUGCAAAUCCGACGACCAUGGCCACAGUGACGACGACGAUAACGACCAUCGCCAGGACCUCGACCACCCCCACAAGUCGAACAAACCCAGUGCGGUGCAGUGUCCCGCCGUCGGUUCGCCAUCCGACCGGCGCCGACAUAGGCCGACGCAACACUGCAGUAACUCCGCCACAGAAAAGGAGCCGAAACAAAAGCGGCAUGGCCGACACUCUUACCGGCCUUGUCUGGCCUGUGACGACCCAAACGUGGCAGCGGCCGCUAACUUCAAGAGGGACGACGAGUGCGAGCACUACAAGAUGGCGUUCAAGGCGGGCGUGCCAGUCAGCACACCGGUCAGGCUGCGAACGGCCGCAGCCGGCAAACCGGCUAAGCACCUCAAAGUGCCCAAGCCGAAGACCACCAACUCGGACAAGAAGAAGUACGUCAUCGGCACGCUGCUGCCGCCGUUCUCCAUGUGGCCGGGCACAACGGCCCGCGAUUACCCCGAACACUGGAGGCUCACGUCCGUCUAUAGGCAGGCGUUCAAGCCACUUGAGCUGCGCAAACAGCCUCUGCUCCAGACCAUUUACCUGUAAAGGCAGUGAUGGCGGUACGGUGAAUGAUGCUCCUCGAUGGGGGGUGAGAGUGGGGGACAGUAAGUAUAUAUCUAAAUAAUGUCAGCAGUUAGACUCGUAUUAUGAGUUAUAUAGGCGGAGAUCGGUUGGGGGGAGCCUACCGUUCCCUAAAUAAUUUAUUCGAGAUCGAAGCAUCCCCAACAAUAAAACAAAUAAUAUCUAUAAUUUACAUGACGUUUAGAUUUAAAUUUAAAUUUAUUUAUUAUUUUAUAUUACCAGUGAAGGGAUUUCUGCUGCUUUUACAAUGAUAUUUAUUGCCAAUUUAUUUAUUCUUUUUUUUUCUGCGUACACUUUUUCGAAUAGUAAUCGUUUUCGGAUCCAAAGAGUUCAUCUAUACCUCUCUUUCGAUCAAAAAUCACCUUAUAGGUCAGCUAGAACUUUAGAAUUGUAAUUUUUAAAAAAUUUGAUUUUCUAUUUAUUGAUGGAUUUAUUUAGAGCUGUUGUCUUGAGUAAUUAAUAGCUUAACUGUUUAAAUUCGACUAAAAUCUGUAAAUCAUGAAAUUUAACUUAAAUAUUUAUUUAUGAUAAUUAACGGGCAUCAUAAACCCUUCAUCACAACAUUACAAAAAUAGACGUAACUCCAAAAAAAAUACAGUUUUGAAACUUAAUCGGGGUUAAGGCCAGGGUUAGGGGCAUGGCCUUCCCAUGUUUAGUAUCAAGUAUUUAACCAUCCCCCUUAAAAUAUUGUACAGGGUCUCCGCCUAUACUUACUGAGUAAGCACCUCUAUGUCUAAUACACAUAUAUAUACAUAAUAUAUAAAAGUGAUUGUGCGUUUGUUCGGAAACCCAAAAAGCUGUCAAAGAAAUAUUCACAUAUUAAGUUGUGUUGGUUUUAGUUUUGGUUAAAUGCCACAAAAAAAAUUAAUAAAAAAUUAAUCAUUUACGAGCAAUACAACGUUUACCGGGUCAGCUAGUAUUUAUAAUAAAAAUAAUCUAAUAUAAUUAUAAUAAGACAUAAGUUGUGUGUAGACGACACGAUACACCGCUUAUUUAAAAACCAAUUAUUUGCAAAUGCGUGAAAGUUGAAAAAUAUUCUCAAAAAUCGUUGGCGGUCGCGAUAACCGCGGUAGGUAAAUAAUACCAACUUCCAUCAUUAUUCAUUAAUCGUCCUAUACGGCUGGCGUCAGCUGUAUGCGUAUUACCCACUUAUCCCUCCACUGUAAUUAUUCCGCAUAUCCCGUGAAAAAAUCCUUUACACGUCUAUAUAAAGACGUAUUGGUACGUAUCUGGCUAUAUAACAGGGGUCGUCAGUGAUAAAGAGUUACGAGCUGCGUAGUAUAAUGAAAAAUAUGUAAGAGACUAUAUUAUAGGCAAGAUCAGGAAAAAAAACCGUAGCCAUUUGCCUCCAAAAAUGUCCUCCUCUGUCCAUUUUUCUCCAAUAAGGAAUUACGAAUAAAAAAAAUAUCAAAAAUAUAUUUUAAGCCUUAUUAUAAUAAUAUUUCCUCCAA